CGUUGCAGACAUUUUGGAUAAGCUCCUUGAGGAAAAAGUCAUCACACCACCGAUUUAUGAUGAAAUCAUGGCAAUCCGGACCACUCAGAUGCAGAUGAGCGAACUCUUCAGUGGUCCUCUGAAUGCAGCAGGGCUUCGUGGCAAAGAAGUCUUCUACAGAAUCCUUGAGGAAGAGGAGAAAUAUCUCAUUGAUGAGCUAAAAAGCUUGGAUCUUGAGGGUAUCGAAAUAAUUACGAAGGACUCCAGUGGCUGGACUGAACUUGAACCUGAGGUGAACGGUACAGAUGAAGAUGAGGCAUCAACUUACAGGUCCCCUCAUAGACAUCACAGUGAUUUCUGGGAAGUUAUUUGAAGUGUACCUGCCACACUGGAUCUGCAUAGAUGACAUCCCUGAAAUAUUGCAAAAGUUUGCAGUCCUGCACAUAGAUGACUGUGGAGAUGUUGUGGAAAAAGUGUCUGAAGUCACAUCGUCCCAUGUCAAGCUGUGUGAACCAGUUUUCUCUCAAAGAGCCGUCCUGAUCAAAAAUGGCAUUCCAGUCAAAAUACAGUGUAACGUGUUGAUUUAUUCAAAAGCCUACGCAUCCUGCACCGUUCUUCAUGUUUACCUGACCCCGCUCGAUCCUGCUCUUAAAGAGACCAUCGACAAGGACAAUAAAGAAUACAAAUUCAUCCGAAAGCCACGCCCAAACGAUUACCUGACGCUGCACAAAGAUUUCAACCUCAAAGCAGACAUAGAAACGGACAAGAUUUGCCCAGAGAAAAUAACCCUCACCAAUGACAGCCAAGAAAAGCAACGCUCAAUAUUCUUUGACGUUGGCUUUGAGAAUCCAAACAGUAACUUCCAUCUUACACUCUCUCAACUUAACAAAGGGAAACGCAAACCACAGUGUGAACCAGUAUGGAGCUGUGUGAUUCGAAAAGUUGAGUUACGAAACUCUGGUGAUUCAGAUGUGAAAGAGACAGGUGGACCACCCUCCAUUACUGUGGAAGCUACGGGUGGACCGUCCUCAGAAAAUGGAUCAAGGGACACUGCUGGACCCUCAGCUGGAGAGACAGCUCAAAACACCAUGGUAGACGGUGAGCACUUUGUGGAUAAACAUAGAACCGAGCUGAUCGACAGUGUGCACUGCGUUGCAAACAUUUUGGAUAAGCUCCUUGGGAAAAAAGUCAUCAAACAAGCGAUUUAUGAUAAAAUUAGGAAAAUCCCAACCACUCAGGAGCAGAUGAGGGAACUCUUCAGUGGUCCCCUGAAUGCAGCAGGGCCUCGUGGCAAAGAAGUCUUCUACAGAAUCCUUGAGGAAGAGGAGGAAUAUCUCAUUGAUGAUCUAAAGGGAAAGAAGUGAAUGUUGUGGAGAAAUCAUUUUUUAGACUAAACGUACAUUGUGCCUCAAGAAAAAAACAGUCUUAAACGAUUACAAUGGGGAAAUAGUAAUGUAAAUGUCUCUGUAGGGGUUCUAUCAAAUAUAGCUUUUGCACCUUCAUGUUUGAUCAUAGCUCUUGCCCUUUUUUUACUCUUUGACCAGUCAUAUUUUUAAAAUGUAUACGUUUUCCUGUAAGGUUAAAACCAGAUUCAGCAAACCAUGUAAGUCAUUCAUGUAAUGUAAUGAUGUAAGAAAUGAUUUAGCGUUCUCACCUGACAUGUAAUGUUUUAAUCCAGCAAAUCCCAAAUGGAUUGAGUCUGCUUUUAACCUAUUUUUUUAUAAAUUAAAGGAUGCUUGAUCAUGAAUGAUUAUCCUUAGGUUUUGCAUGCAGAUUUUAAUUUUGAUUAUUGUCUUAUGUGCUAAACGAUUCUGUUGUUGUUUUUUCCCUCAUGAAAAUAUGUUUACUUUUGGAGGCCAAUGUUUUCUAUUUUGAAAUACAUUUUCAAUAAACUCUUAUAAAUAUUA
Trematomus bernacchii (emerald rockcod) is the source of this 1886-nucleotide messenger RNA. Its product is annotated as NACHT, LRR and PYD domains-containing protein 1b allele 2-like. The record is from RefSeq and is a predicted model, not a curated record. Gene Ontology annotation, biological process: inflammatory response; regulation of apoptotic process; innate immune response. NCBI's taxonomy places the organism in Eukaryota, Metazoa, Chordata, Actinopteri, Perciformes, Nototheniidae. The transcript has 11 exons. The coding region runs from base 285 to 1343 and encodes 352 amino acids.